Molecule: messenger RNA, 1894 nt
Organism: Saprolegnia diclina VS20
Lineage: Eukaryota; Oomycota; Saprolegniomycetes; Saprolegniales; Saprolegniaceae
Exons: 6
Coding region: 13-1332 (439 amino acids)
Cellular component (GO): WASH complex
Source: RefSeq, a predicted model, not a curated record
AGCGCUUCCAUCAUGGACAAGUACCUCCGGCUCCUCACGAUGGGGAUGCCCCGCGAGCACGUCGAGCUCAAGAUGCGCGCUGAGGGCGCAGACCCGUCGCUGCUGCCGUCAUCGUCAGUAGGCGCCGACGCCUCUGUGCCACCGCCGCCCAGUCCACCGACGGCAGCGAGCCCCAGCUUGCAGGCCGACGACAAGCCGGCCCCGAGCGCAUCAACAAGCCUGAACGACCCACGCAUCGUCUCGACCGAGAUCGAUACCGAUCAGAGCCGUGCUCCUCCACGCUCGCAAGAGCUGUCGAAUGCUGCAAGUGCUAACGCGGCGCCAUCAACUGCCGCAUCGAUCGAGCGUGCUCGCCCUGCGAUGACGGAGAAGAUGUUUACCGUCAACUUGUCGGGCAGUGGCCAUCAUGUGGCGGUGCCGUCCUUGCGCGACCGGCAGCGGCGAUGGCUACAAAAGACCCUCGUCUCCUUUGGGCGGGCCACGCCCACCCCCGAUGACGUGUACGUCAAAGCCAAAGAUCGCUUCCUCGGGUUGCUCAAGAGCAUCGUGGACAUUCGCGCAAGUUUGUCGCGCUACAAAGCCAUGCUGCCGCAGUACUCGCUGGCGUGCGCGCAGCUGGGCGUCGACGUGUGGUGCGUCACGAGCGCCGACGCGGUCGGGCGGCAAAGCGUCGCGGCCGAGACCUUUCGCCACGCCAUGUGUGCCAUCAACGAAAAGCAAGAGAUCAAAUCCCACUUUUUCAACGCGGAUGCAGUGCUCUCGGGCGCCAUUCAGUUUGUGGACAUUCAUAUUCGCACCAUGGAGUCGUUCAAGCCGAUGAUGCAGCACCGCGAAGCGCUCAAGCUCGACUAUGACAGCUUUGAUCGAAGCGCCCAAGCCAUGCGCCGUGCCAAACGCAGUGUACCCGAGCUCUCGAGAGCCGACGCCAACGUCGCGACGGCCCGCGCUGCGCUGGACGCCGCCACGUUGCACUUGUUUCGUCAUUUUGCCAAGUACGAGGCGCAGCGUGACACAAUGCUGGAUGGCGAGCUCGAAAUGGUGCGCCAGGUCAUGCACACGUUCUACGAGAAGAGCGCCGAGGUUACUCGCUUCACGAUCGAUACGCAAGCGGACGCCCAAGCGCUGCGCGCCAAAGAAGACAGCCUCUUGGCUGCGAUGACGUCCAAAGGACUCUUGACGCCACCGCCUGCGAAGGACGGUUCUAUUGUCAUGGAGGACGUGGAGCUCGGUGAGCCCGCGCCAGAGGCCAAGUGGACCCAGCAGCUCCACUCGUAUCGAUCGCACUGUCCCAAGAUACCCGAGAUCAAGCGCAAGCGCGUCGACCAGCCAUGACUCCACCCCAACUCGAGCAAACCAGGCGAACAUUUUCACAAUAGUUUAAACGGAGCGGUUUUUCUGUCGGAUAAUAGACACGGAGCAUUGACUACCUUCACGACCGGGGGUUGUCCCAUCUCUGCUACGGCUUCUUCAAGGAGCUCCGUGGGGUCCACGGCAAUUUUUGGGCAUCCACUGACAGAGUGUACUACUGCUGCACCCAACGCGCCGGUUCGUUGCCGAGUGCUCUCAACUCGGACUCUAGUUGCAGGCCAUUCCAUGGCGUCGGACGUGACUGCCAAUGCCGGCAACGACGGGACCUCGACCGUCAUGUGUACCACGGAGGCUCAGGUUUGUCAACGGUCCGAAUAUGCCGAAUUUAGUUUCGCUUAAAUGCGGCACUUGAAGCACCCAUGCGCGUCGAAGCAUUCGGAAGGCUCCCAAUUGCACUCGACGACCUCUUGGCUUAUCGCACCAUUUACAUAGCGAUAGAGGGUAUGCAGUCCAUGUUUUCUGGGCGGCCUUUUGCUAUUAGCGUCCCUCUGCUUCGGCUUGUUGAAUUGUCCAGUGUGUUCCGCGG